This is a messenger RNA of Entamoeba invadens IP1, 1572 nucleotides long. RefSeq names its product elongation factor 2 kinase, putative. Gene Ontology annotation, biological process: protein phosphorylation. The coding region runs from base 1 to 1572 and encodes 523 amino acids. Gene Ontology annotation, molecular function: protein serine/threonine kinase activity; ATP binding. The transcript has a single exon. NCBI's taxonomy places the organism in Eukaryota, Evosea, Mastigamoebida, Endamoebidae. The record is from RefSeq and is a predicted model, not a curated record.
AUGGCAUACAAGCCGAAAGUAUCACAAGAGAUGGUACUUAUAGCAAAGGAAUUUGCGGAGGCCGUUGAUUACUUUACGAAGUCCCCGACACCGUGUGACGUCUCCAUGUUUUCUGAUGGGUCAAUUUCCAUCCGCAAUUAUGAUGUAUUGUUUGUGAUAGACGCCCGAAUAAGUGCGAAGAAGUAUCACUACCAAAUGGUGCAACACAUCUUGAACAUCAUAACCGAACCAUCACUUCCGGAUAACAAACGGAUUAAUGUGUUUAUAAUCCGUGAUGGGAUCGAACAAUUUUCGUUUGACAAUGUACGGCUGUUCAUAGGUUAUAUUCAAAUGUUACAGUAUAGUCCAGUCACCACUUCAAUCACACUAACACGUAUACUUCCCCAAAUUUUAUUGGCCAUUCAAGCUAAGAACUUGGGAGUCCCACUCUUUGUUCACAUCUUAAAUUUCCAACCCGAUUUCAUUCAACUGAAAGACGCGUUGACUAUAAAUCCACAAUUGGAGAUAUUGGUCAAAUUAAAGACAACAAUUCUGUACGGUCUCACAAGCCAACAAAUCACUAAGGAAUUCAACGACGUCUAUUUGGGCUGUUUGAGUAAGCUCGAGUACAUUGAAGAGGUCAACGUCGGCGGUGAAAUCACACGACAAAUCUAUAAACCGAUCUACCCUCUUUCAUUUACAACGGAAGUCAUGACGGAGGAGAGCUUUGCUCUGAUCCCAAUGCGGAUGAGAGAAAUGUAUCCAAUUAACUUUGAAGACACGGAAGAGAUGAAAGGAUUUUCUGUUACGAUUGAUCCAACAUACUUUUUGAACGACGCGUGUUACGAAUAUUGGGCGAGACCAACUAAGUUCUUGGUCGAACCUGUUACGAUCAAAAAGAGAGUGUUUCCGUUUGCGAGAGGAGCGGAGCGAAACGCGUAUUUGGGGAAGGAAGUGAGUGGAGCGGAGGAGAAGAUUGUUGUAUUGAAAGACUUUAUUAAACAACGAGGAAAAGAUGUCUAUCAGUUUUUAGACAUUCUUGAAUUGAACUCGGCAGUGGAACAACUUGCGUUUGAAUUCAAUCAGGUGUGCGACACGUUCAAAAGAAUCAAUUUUGUGCCUGUUUCUAUAUUUGUUGUGUGUGACACUACUCUGUGGAAUGUGAAGACACUUACGUAUGACCAAUUAAAAAGAAUAGCACUGGAUAAUAAAAUGUACUUCAUCGAACCAAUGCUUAAAGGAACGUUUGUGAAGUUCAACGAUAACAAUAGUAUGGUCAAUACAGAAUUGUAUAGCGCAACUAUUCAAGCAUUCUCACAUUGGUCCUAUUUCAGAACAGCAAAACGACUGAUUGUGUGCGACUUACAAGGGAUCAUUAGACCAGAUAAGAACGACUACCUCCUCACAGACCCCGCUAUACAUCACGAGUCGGUUACGAAGUACUACUUCUCGUUAACUAAUUUGUCACAAAGGGGAAUGAGUCAAUUCUUCUCAACUCACCAAUGCAAUGCCGUGUGUCAUUCCCUCGGUAUUGUCGAUGGACCAAUUGAUGAGCCUGAAAAUUCAUUCCUCAAGACUAAAAUUGUGAUGUAA